GAUCUCUGUCGAACGAAAAACCAAGCAAUUGUUCCCGUCUGUCGCCACUCUUUUUUGGUUCUUGUCCGAUCGAAACAACCGGUUAGUUUCUUAAAAUCCCACGAAAGCGCCUCGAGAGACAUGUCGGGAGAUCACGCCGAUGUUACGGAGAAGAAGCCCCACGCAGACGCAGAUCCUUUCGGUGGAGACGACGAUGUCGGAGAAAUCGUCAACGGAGGGACGGUGUUUGGUCGCCGCGGCGGAAAGGACUAUGAGGAGGAGGAGGAGGAGAGUCUUUACUCAUUGGUUUGCAUCAUGAUCGGUUCGAUUCUGUUUCCGGAUUCAAAAACUUCUCCUUUGAUUCAACGAAUGAGAAACUCCUUCUCCGAGAAUGGCCCCAAACUUCUAGAAGCUUCCCGCAAAACUUCAGGCGAGAUUCUCCAAUGGACUCGUCGAGGCAGCCCGCUUCGUGCACUCCUCGUCAUCACUAUGGGAACAAUAGUUCUUGUUACGACAAUGGCUCUGGUUGUAUUCGCGCUCUUCUUUGUAGCUGCAACAGCCAAUGCAAUCGUAAUCUCUCUUUUGGUUUCACUUGCGGUUGCUGGUGGCUUCUUGGCUCUCUUCUUUCUCUCCCUGACUGCUGUUUACAUCGGAGCCUUAUCCGUCGCUGCAUUCCUCAUCUCUACCGUUACAGUUUCAGCUGUUGUUUGCAUCUUGAUUGCCUCAGGUUGGAUUGGGUUUUUCUAUGCUGUGUGGUUGGGAGCAAGAGGAAGCCUGAGCUUGGCUAAGCAAGUGAUGGGAUUAGCCAUUUCGGGUAACGGUUUCAGUCGUUAUCAACACAUGGAGUCAGAGGUAGUAAACAUCGACUCAUCUAGCUGAGAGAAAGUCUCUAUUAGAGUUUGUAGAUAAAACCAGAGUUUUGGUCUUCCCGUGUUGUUAAUAAAAGUUUAUAAUAGAAUGUUGUGAAAAGCAGCAGAGAACCAGAAGAACAUUUUUCAAGAAACUGAUAAUGAACAUUUGUGAUUGAUCAAA
This is a messenger RNA of Raphanus sativus (radish), 1011 nucleotides long. RefSeq lists its product as uncharacterized. The transcript has 4 exons. The coding region runs from base 121 to 858 and encodes 245 amino acids. NCBI's taxonomy places the organism in Eukaryota, Viridiplantae, Streptophyta, Magnoliopsida, Brassicales, Brassicaceae. The record is from RefSeq and is a predicted model, not a curated record.